Messenger RNA from Meleagris gallopavo (turkey), 1514 nucleotides. The record is from RefSeq and is a predicted model, not a curated record. Lineage: Eukaryota; Metazoa; Chordata; Aves; Galliformes; Phasianidae.
GCGCUGGCCGCCUCCUCCCGCCGCCUGCUCGCCCAGGCCCCGCGGCGCACUGAGGGCGUCGAGCCGCGCCGUGCCAGCGAGAAGGAGCAGCUGCGCGGCCUCAACGAGCGCUUCGCCGGUUACAUCGAGCGUGUGCGGGCGCUGGAAGAGCGCAACCGGGCGCUGGCCGCCGGGCUGCAGGACACCAUUGGGCAGCUGGAGGCUGACCUGCGCAACACUAAAACCGAGAUGGCUCGGCACCUGAGGGAGUACCAGGACCUGCUGAAUGUCAAGAUGGCUCUGGAUAUCGAGAUCGCUGCCUACAGGAAGCUGCUGGAGGGAGAGGAAAACCUGUUCAGCAUGGGGAGCGUUGGCUUUCCAGCCAUAAACCCCCUCCCCAACCCUACCUACUCUUUCCAGCCACGCUCCUCCACUCCAUCCUUCAAGAAAGAGGAGCGAAGAGAGGCGGUUAGAGCAACCUCCAAGAUACCAUCCGGUCAGGCUGGGAUGCUUGACGGGACCAUAACCACUGCCAAGAAAAUGGAGAGAUUCAACGUGCAUGGAGGAAUCAUUGCAAAUGCUAAAGUGUAAUGGUGGGGAUCCCAUCCCUUUUGCAUUUGGGGGGGAGCAGUCUUCAGUUGGCCCUUUAAUUGCCUCUUGGGCACUGGGUUGUGCUCAGCAGCUCCGAUUACAAGGACCCCUGUAGGGUCAGGGCUCAGCAGCCUCCGGCAAAACAAGGGCCGAGCUCAGCACACUGCUCCCUCUCAAGUCAGGUGGCGGCCACAUGGGUCGCUGGGUGCAUGCUGGUGGGUGUUGUGGGUGCACGGGGAUUUGUGGCAGCGAGGAGGGGACUCACUGCAAUUUAGGGAGGGGGUGGCGAGGGCAAUGGAACUCAACUACAACUAAGGUUAAGGCUACAGCCCUUCACCUACUGUCCAAAUCCAUGUGUAGCUAAAGUGUUUCCUCUUCUUCAAGGUGUAGCCAUCCACUUUUAACUCAGAAGCACAGAAAUAGCCAUAAACACACCUUGCUUCUGGUCUGUGAGCCACUUAUAUUUUAAACUAUAAGGAAUGUCUUUUUUUUUUGUUCUGACAACUCUUUCUGUUUCUCGGUAGCGCUAGUCUGGCCACAUGCAUGGGGUUUGUUGUUGGGAACCAACACCUAGUGCCCCUCUCCACGUACAGCAGGGAGGGCUGGGUGCUGCCAAAUGCCACAUCCACACUUGAGCUCCAGCCUUCCAACAUGUGCCAAAUCUGACGUAGGAUUUACAACUGUAGGUUUCUUUCAAUGCCUUAAAAUUGCCAGCUUCUGCAAGAGCCAGAGACUGUGUGUAUGUGUGCGUGUGCUACAUAUUGGUGCCCGGGCGAGGCUGCCAUCACAAGACCUUAUUGCCCUCUCAGUGUUGCCAGAGUAGUUCCUGGAACCAGCAAACUGUUUGCUCACACUCUUUCCUCUUCUACUGUAAGGCACAAGUUAAUAAUUAAAACAAAAGAAAGAGUUACAUGAACCAAACAAAGCUCUUCUGUCUUCUUUCC